Cottoperca gobio is the source of this 5085-nucleotide messenger RNA. RefSeq names its product tumor protein p53 binding protein, 2a (gene tp53bp2a). Gene Ontology annotation, molecular function: p53 binding. The coding region runs from base 296 to 3847 and encodes 1183 amino acids. NCBI's taxonomy places the organism in Eukaryota, Metazoa, Chordata, Actinopteri, Perciformes, Bovichtidae. The transcript has 23 exons. The record is from RefSeq and is a predicted model, not a curated record. Gene Ontology annotation, cellular component: nucleus. Gene Ontology annotation, biological process: signal transduction; regulation of apoptotic process.
CUAGCCGUUGGGGGUGUUCUGUUUUCUGUUCCAAAAGGAGGCGGAGCUUGAAUUCCAAACUGGAAUGAGUUUCCUCCCGAUACGUCACACUGGGAUAGGCUGUGAUCUACCGAGAAACACUGUCAGUCAACGGGGUUUCGUGCUGAGUACCUUGGAGUCUUUGGGACGGGUCCCCCAAGCAAGAGAAAGUAGCCUUGCCCAUCGCGGCUUUAGGCUCUGGGAUUAAAGUGAUCGGCAGUCCCACAGCUUUCGUCGAAACUGCCAGUAGGGGAUUCAUGCUGUGUUGGUUAGCUAAAUGCGGUACGAAGCUAAAAUGAUGCCGAUGUUCCUGACAGUAUACCUCAGUAACAAUGACCAGCAUUUUACUGAGGUCCCCGUUACCCCGGAGACACUGUGCCGAGACGUGGUGGAGUUGUGCAAGGAGCCGGGGGAGGCAGACUGUCACCUGUCCGAGAUGUGGCGUGGAUCUGAGCGAGCUGUAGGUGAUGGGGAGAGGAUGCUGGAUGUGCUCCAACGAUGGGGACAACACAGGGCAGAGGUGCGCUUCUUUCUGCGUCACAAUCGAGCCCCGAGCAGGGAAUCGGGUGGCUCAAGAGGCUCAGAGCAGAAGAGGAAUGGAGUGAAGGCACCACCAGAUAGAAGAAUGGAGAAUGGGGUGACGACACCCCGGAUGGACAUGACGCUGACCGAACUACAAGAGAUGGCUGCCAGACAGCAGCAGCAAAUAGAUACUCAACAACAGCUCCUUGCUUCCAAGGAGCAGCGGCUGCGCUACUUGAAGCAGCAGGAGCAGCGUCAGCAGCAGCAGGCGUCUGAGCAGGAGAAGCUGCAGCGCCUCCGAGAGAACAUCGAGAACCAGGAAACUCGGCUCAAGAAGGUCCGGGCCCUCAAGGGCCAGGUGGAGCAUAAGCGCCUCAGUAAUGGCAAACUGGUGGAGGAGAUAGAGCAGAUGAACAACCUGUUCCAGCAGAAGCAGAGAGAACUAGUGAUGGCUGCUUCCAAGGUGGAGGAGCUCGGCCGACAGCUGGAGUUGCUCAAAAAUGGCAAAAUGGACAACUUCAAUGACAACCAGAGCUCUGUGGCCGAACUAGACCGCCUCUACAAGGAGCUACAGCUGAGGAACAAGCUCAACCAGGAUCAAAACUCUAAGUUGCAGCACCAGAGAGAGGGCCUGAACAAGCGUAACCUGGAGGUGGCUGCCAUGGACAAACGGAUCAUUGAGCUCCGAGAUCGGCUGUGGAAGAAGAAGGCAGCGCUGCAGCAGAAGGAGAACUUGCCUCCUCAGAUUCCCUGGCAUUCAGAGCUCACCCAUUCCAACAAUGGCUAUCCUGGUAAAGAGAGGGCUUCAAAAGACACUCAUCUUCAGGUGCCCUCAGAUGGCCAAGCUGGACAGCAGUCGGGUCCGUCUCGUGUGGCGGCGGUCGGCCCAUACAUUCAGUCGUCCACCAUGCCCAGGGGCCCAGUGAGGCACGACCUGCUCGUAAAACCAGCGUACCCGGACGGCACUGCCACCCUUCCAGCCCAAGACCCACAGAGCAAGACCGGCACAGUAGGAGCAGAGGAGUCUGGGACACCUGCUGGUUGCGAUGUCACUCUAAGUUCAGAAGAAGCCAUGUUCUUGCUUAAGCCAUUGAAAGAGCUGCGGGCUAAGAGACAAGCAGGUCCCACAGGUCUUCAGCCAUCCAAGCUGGCAGACUGGGGCUCUUCAGGUCCAGAAUCCAACACCAACGGUCAUGGUCCAUCUUCAACACUGCCCCGAAUGACCUCUCACUCCAACUCUAACGCAGAACAAGAUGAGACGGAAAUGAGGAGGGACAGGAAGGUGCGUCCAUUUUCCAUGUUCGAGCCAACGGAGGCUCCCGCCACAUCCCUCCGCAAAAACCAGAGCAGUGAUGACCUGGUCAGGGACGCUCAGUCUGCUCACAAAGCUCCAGUCAAGGUGCCUCCUCCUGUUCCCACAAAACCAAAAGGCCCUAGUGUCAUGCCGUACGGCAAGCCAGGUCUCAACACAGGCACCUUCCCCAAAGCCAAACCCCACAGCCAGCAGCCCCAGCCUGCCCAGGGCCGCAACCCACUCCCACCUUCACAGAGCCAGACACUGCCCCUACCGUCCAAGCAGGACACUCCACCUGCGGCCACGGUGCGGCCCUUCACCCCAGAGCUGCCCUCCUCCAAAGACGCCAAUCUGACUAAGCCCCAGACUUUAGCGGCCAGCUCCAUUUACUCCAUGUACACGCAGCAGGCCGGCUCAGCGAAGCCUUUCCACCAGCCUAGUGGAGUGCUUGGCGCUCUCAACAGGUCUCAGAGUCGCACCAAUGGAUUUGUCAGUGUGUACGGUAAACCAGUGAUCCCCGGUGGAGGCUCCAUGCAUCCAGAGAACCCUUACAUGGACCGCCGCUCCCCUGCCCUAGAAUCUGAGGUUGAUCAAAAUGGAGCCUACAACGUAGGUCCCAGUCCGUCUGAGGGCCCCCAACCAGAAACAGAGCGCAUCCCCCGGCCCCUCAGCCCCACCAAGCUGCUCCCCUUCAUUUCCAACCCCUACAGGCAUCAGAAUGAUGGUGACCUGGAAGCCCUGAGAAAGAAGCUUUACAACGCCCCCAGGCCGCUGAAGAAACGCAGCUCCAUUACUGAACCAGAGGGUCCUGCAGGGCCUAACAUUCAGAAACUACUCUACCAGAAGACCACACUGGCAGCUAUGGAGACUGUGACUACACCAACCACUCCCACCUACGCUGGUGAGGCAGAGAAGUCGGCGGACGGAUCCAUGGGGCCGCAUGUUCCUCUGAGUGAUGCAGAGAACCACUCAUCUGAGACGGGACAGACUCUGGAGGGAGGACAUCGCCCAUCUCGCAUCCCAGGUGCUAAAGCCCCCGUACCAGCUCCUGAUGAACAGACCAAAACACCUUCAGUCAUCCCACAGAGCGAGGACAUUAUCCCCCCUCCUCCCCCAUCCCACCCAGCCCCCAGGCCAGAUGACGAUCAUUUCCCACCACCACCAACUGACAAAAUGGCCAACCUGCCCCCUCCACCUCCAGAAGGCUUCCUUGAAGAGUUCCCCCCCUACCCACCACCCCCAUACCCCAGUGGAGCAGAGCAGGACAGCUUGGGAGAGGACACCUUUAACAUGAAGGCGCCUGAGGUCACUGGCCAGGUUACUCUUCCACCGGGGAAGAGGACCAACUUGCGCAAGCUCGGCUCUCAACGCAUCGAUCACGACAUGAGAGUGAAGUUCAACCCACUGGCUCUGCUGCUGGACUCUUCUCUGGAGGGAGAGUUUGACCUGGUCCAGAGAAUCAUCUAUGAAGUGGAGGAUCCCAGUCUGCCCAACGAUGAAGGCAUCACUGCUCUACACAAUGCUGUCUGUGCUGGACAUACAGAGAUUGUCAAGUUUCUGGUUCAGUUUGGUGUCAACGUCAAUGCUGCUGACAGUGACGGCUGGACACCUCUUCACUGUGCUGCGUCCUGCAACAAUGUGCAAGUGUGCAAGUUCCUGGUGGAGUCUGGUGCAGCAGUGUUUGCUAUGACUUACAGCGACAUGCAAACGGCAGCUGAUAAAUGUGAAGAGAUGGAGGAGGGCUAUACCCAGUGUUCUCAGUUCCUCUAUGGCGUGCAAGAGAAGAUGGGCAUCAUGAACAGGGGGGUGGUCUACGGUCUGUGGGAAUACAAUGGUGACAACCCUGAUGAACUGUUGUUCCAUGAGGGAGACUGCAUGACCAUCAUCCGUAGAGAAGACGAGGACGAGAUCGAAUGGUGGUGGGCACGCAUGGGCGACACAGAGGGUUACAUUCCCCGCAACCUCCUUGGGCUCUACCCCAGAAUAAAGCCGAGACAGAGAACGCUGGCUUGAAACACAAAGAUACCUGCACUUUCCAGUCUGCCAGAACUCUCCAAAACACGAACGCACACACACACUCACACACAAACACAGGCUUUAACAUUCUGGGGAAGAGAAGGACACUGCUGAAAAGAAGAGACAAGGACAGACCAAACAAUAUGAAGGAUCAACUUUGACUUUCUGGCACUUUUUUCUGUAUCUACAACAGAGGGACUCUCCCUCACUUAUUUUUCCAGGCCACACUGUGCACCGUGUAAUUAAGGCACUAUUAGCAUUGUUUCUUCUUUAUUCCACUGUUUUUUAGCGUCUGAAACUAUUUCUAAACUGACGAACUCAAAUAUUGGGAUGUAAAUGGAACAAGCAGUAUUUUCUAUUGCUAGACAGUCAUUUUUACACUUUUGAAUAGUCUUUUAAAACUUGUUUUCUGGGCUACUGGUUAUUUUCUAACGCGUGUUAGAAACUCUACAUUGUAUGAGGUGAACGAGUGGAUGAUGAUGAGGAGGAUGAGGAUGAGGAUGAUGAUGAUGAUGAUGAUGAUGAUGAUGAUGAUGAUGCUUUUGAAAUGCUCUGUUACCAUGACAAUCUUUACAAGCUCGUUAUCUGUGUUGAGUGACCUCUGCAUACCUGCGCUGGAGGUGUCAAGUUUCAGUUGUGACCACUGUCCAGGCUAAACAAAUACAAAACGAGAUGAUUGAUGGAAAAAAAUGGUGAUGAAGCUUUUGAUUGAUCUAUUGCUGUUCAUUCUGUGGUUCUAUGAUACCCACAAAGCCAGUCUGCUUUCCUGCAUCGGCACAUGGUUGAGAUGCCAUAGAUACUGUGUAUACAUGUAUUUCUGUCAUAAAAACUAGUGAAAAGUUACCGUAGGAAUUAUAUUGUUAUGAAAAUGGACUUUCAAACUCUUGCCCUGGCCCUUCGACCAGGAAUGGGUUGUCAUACAGUAUGAAUUUAAUAUUUUAUUACAGCCAUUUUAUGACAAUGUAAGGAGGCAAGCGUAAUACCAGAAACCUUGACUUUUUGUAUUAAUCAGUAAGUGAGAUAUUGUGACGUUGGAGACAAUUUCUCAAGUCUAAUCAAUAAAUUUUAAAAAAGAUAUAACUUACGCAAGUGAGUUCCCAAAACUCAUCACAUAUCUCUGUCAUUGCAGAUUGUAUUUAUUUUUGUUACUUUUUUCUUUAGCCCUUUUGUCAGAAUUAUAACCUCAAAUGUACUGUAGUAUUUCAAACAUUUACAAUAAAAUACUUUGUACUAAG